UGAGCUCAAGUAUCACUGGAACACGGGGACUUAUUUUGUGAGAGGAGGCUGCGGAUUCUUACAGAGCUUCAUCUUCAUCGUCUGAGGAGCUUCUCUUCCUCUCUGAGGUGUGAAUUCUGCUGUCAACAUGUCCGACACCGAGGAAGUGGAUCAGGUCGAGGACGAGGAAGCCCAGGAGGAGGUAGUAGAAGUAGAAGUAGCCCCUGAGGCGGAGGCCCAGGUAGAAGCAGAGCCAGAGGUAGAGCCUGAACCAGAACCCGAGCCAGAGGUGGCGCAGGAGGUGGUUCAUGAGGAGGAAGACGCCUAUGAAGAGGAAGUGGACGAGGGAGAUCAAGAUGAGGAGAAGCCGAAGUUUAAGCCGAGUGCUCCGAAGAUCCCAGAUGGCGAGAAAGUGGACUUUGACGACAUCCAGAAGAAACGUCAGAACAAAGAUCUGGUUGAGCUGCAGUCGCUGAUCGACGCUCACUUUGAGUGCAGGAAGAAGGAGGAGGAGGAACUCAUCGCUCUCAAAGAAAGAAUUGAGAAGCGUCGCGCUGAGCGAGCCGAGCAGCAGAGGAUUCGUGCUGAGAAGGAUAAAGAGCGACAGGCCAGACGGGAGGCCGAGCGGCAGAGGAAGGAGGAGGCCGACGCCCACAGGAAGGCUGAGGAUGAGGCCAAGAAGAAGAUAGCGCUGACCAACAUGGGAUCCAUGGGCUACAGCAGCCACCUGCAGAGGGUUGAUCAGAGGAGAGGCAAGAAGCAGACUGAAAGAGAAAAGAAGAAGAAGGUUCUCGCAGAGAGAUGCAAACCCCUUAGCGUCUCUGAUCUAAGCGAGGACAACCUGAGGGAAAAGGCCAAAGAGCUGUGGGAGUGGCUGCACAGGCUGGAGGCGAUUAAAUACGACCACUGCGAGAAGCUCAAGAGACAGAGAUACGAGGUCGUCUCUCUCAGAAACCGCAUUGACGAGCUGCAGAAACACAGCAAGAAGGGAGCCGCCUCACGCCGCAGGAAGUGAGCGGCCUCUCGAUGUCGUUGAGUAGCCCCCCCUGCAGCGUCCUGUAGCAACAGCAACGUCAACCGGACGACGUAGCGCCUGUGUCGGCCUGAGAGAAACUGUUUUAGGAUGAAUUAGCUGUAAAGAAGAUUCAGACAAUAAAGAAGCUAAACGCGAUCUGUUUGACUGUAUGUGCACUUUAGUUUUAGUUUAUAUCUCUGGUCAAUCUGAUUGUUGUGAAGGGGCAACCGAAUAAAACAAGAAGAUCAUGACUGAAAUGAAA
Messenger RNA from Mugil cephalus (flathead mullet), 1256 nucleotides. RefSeq names its product troponin T, fast skeletal muscle isoforms-like. NCBI's taxonomy places the organism in Eukaryota, Metazoa, Chordata, Actinopteri, Mugiliformes, Mugilidae. The transcript is spliced from 16 exons. The record is from RefSeq and is a predicted model, not a curated record. Gene Ontology annotation, molecular function: tropomyosin binding; troponin C binding; troponin I binding. Gene Ontology annotation, biological process: muscle contraction; sarcomere organization; regulation of muscle contraction. Gene Ontology annotation, cellular component: troponin complex. The coding region runs from base 128 to 994 and encodes 288 amino acids.